This is a messenger RNA of Mucor mucedo, 834 nucleotides long. RefSeq lists its product as uncharacterized. NCBI's taxonomy places the organism in Eukaryota, Fungi, Mucoromycota, Mucoromycetes, Mucorales, Mucoraceae. Gene Ontology annotation, molecular function: double-stranded DNA binding; transcription coregulator activity. Gene Ontology annotation, biological process: regulation of transcription by RNA polymerase II. The transcript has 5 exons. Gene Ontology annotation, cellular component: nucleus. Bases 1 to 834 code for a protein of 277 amino acids. The record is from RefSeq and is a predicted model, not a curated record.
AUGUCACCCAAAGAAUAUAUACCAGGAGAUACAGUAUUUGCCAAACUAAAAGGGUAUCCUUGGUGGCCUGCUAGAGUUGAAAAUGACAAAGACAUCCCUGCAAAGAUAUUAAAACAGAAGGGUAAAUCUAAAGGAUUAUUAUACACUGUCUUUUUUUAUGGCUCCAGAGAUUAUGGUUUUUUUGGUCCUGAUUGCGUUCGUCCAUUUGAUCGUGCAACGGUUGAACGUGAUUUAAAGGCAAAGAAGUUCAAGACAAAGGAUUUAGAAACGGCUAUUCAUCAAGCACUAGACCCUUCCAUAUUAAAAGCACAAGAAGAAGAGGAAGACGACGAGGAAGAAGAGGAGGAAGAAGAGGAAGAAGAGGAGGAAGAGGAAGAAGAGGAAAAACCAAAGCGAAAGGAACGAAAGAAACCUGUUGACAAAAAGAAGAAAGCAACGAGUACCACCAACACAAAAAAUGAGGAACCUGUUCAUCCUCCUGCCAUCGAAUUAGAAUUGUUUAAAAAGACACCUGAAUACAAGAGAAUCUAUCACAUUAGACAUAAACUUCAGAAACUGGUGUAUGAAAAGAAACCUGGUGAGAUCUUAAAGGAUGAUUUUUAUAAGGUAUCACAGGUGGUGAAGGAGAUUGAGGAUUCGCAUAUGAGUUACGACUUAUUAAGGUAUACCAAGAUUGGAAAGGUGGUAAAGUUUGCUUGCUCCUAUGAUUACGAUAGCGACGAAUACAAAAUUAACCAACGUUGCCAACAAUUAAUGAAGAACUGGAAAUCAUUAAUCAUUCCAGAGGCUACUCGUGGUGCAUCUGCUGAGCAGACUGAACAACAUCAAUCAUAA